AUGUUCGCCAAAACGUGGAUGAUCGUCGCUUGCUGCUGCUUGGCCUCGAGGACGUGGGCCCUGCCAGCAGCCAGUAACGACGAAAAAAUUGCCAACGGCAACGACCUCAUGUCGUCGAUCUACGCCGACUGCGUCAAGAAGGAGUCGCUGUCCUGCAUCAAGUACAAGGUGUUCGCCUUCGUGGAUCGCAUGCUGGCCGACAAGGAGGACAUCAGUUUGAGCGAGGGCAUCACCGUCGUGAAAACGACCCAGACCAACAUCGAGGAGGGAGCGCCCAGGUCCAUCGACUCGACCGAUCUCGAGACGCUGUUGUUCGACCGUCUGGGCAGAUUUUUGCGCACGCACUCGAUCAAGGUCGACCUGAAGGGCAGCGACAUCCUCGGCGCCAUCGAGUCCACCGCGAGGAGCUUCGACGGAAGCUCUGCCGCGGACGAUUCGUCAGCGGCCGUCGAGGGACGCAAGAAGAAGAAGACCCAGAAAAUGAUGGGCCCCAUCAUGAUGGCCAUGGCCAUGAAGGCAGCGGCUCUGCUGCCCCUCUCCCUGGGCUUCAUCGCCCUCAUCGCCGGCAAAGCCCUGCUCAUCGGUAAGAUCGCCCUCGUCAUCUCGACCAUCAUCGGCCUCAAGAAGCUCCUGAGCACGGAGAAGCACGUGACGUACGAGGUGGUGCAGCAUCCGCACCACAGCAGCAGCCACUCGGUGAGCAGCCACGACGACUCGGGACCCCACGGCGGCGGCGGUUUCUCGGCCUCGGGCCCGAGCGGCGGCGAUUUCGGCGGCUACGGAGGCGGCAGCGGCUCGGGCGGACACGGCGGCGGCUGGUCGCGCAGCUUCGCCCAGGAUCUGGCCUACGGCGCGCAGAAACCCGCGGCGAGCGGCAGCGGAUCGGCUUCGAUCGUCGUGCCGUCGGCAUGA
Messenger RNA from Trichogramma pretiosum, 912 nucleotides. RefSeq lists its product as uncharacterized. The transcript is spliced from 3 exons. The record is from RefSeq and is a predicted model, not a curated record. Bases 1 to 912 code for a protein of 303 amino acids. NCBI's taxonomy places the organism in Eukaryota, Metazoa, Arthropoda, Insecta, Hymenoptera, Trichogrammatidae.